Anoplopoma fimbria (sablefish) is the source of this 2183-nucleotide messenger RNA. RefSeq names its product telomeric repeat binding factor a (gene terf2). Gene Ontology annotation, biological process: protection from non-homologous end joining at telomere; negative regulation of telomeric D-loop disassembly; regulation of telomere maintenance via telomerase. The record is from RefSeq and is a predicted model, not a curated record. The coding region runs from base 1 to 1941 and encodes 646 amino acids. NCBI's taxonomy places the organism in Eukaryota, Metazoa, Chordata, Actinopteri, Perciformes, Anoplopomatidae. Gene Ontology annotation, molecular function: G-rich strand telomeric DNA binding; telomerase activity; protein homodimerization activity. Gene Ontology annotation, cellular component: shelterin complex; chromosome, telomeric region; nucleus. The transcript has 13 exons.
AUGGCGGCAAGGGAAGCUGUUGUCAGCUACAAAGCUGAAGUGGAAGCGACUGUCACCCGCUGGAUGGUGGACUAUUAUUCAUUUAUAGCGCUAGAAUUUUUUAAAAACCAGAACUACGCUGAAUUCUGCGUUGUUAGAGAUUUACUUAACAGUGUCUUGGUCCGUCCUCUGGAGUCCUCUGAUGUCACGCACACAAAGAUUCGAGUAAUGCAGUUUCUCUCCCGGAUAUAUGACGGGGAACAUCUUGACCUAACAUUUGAGUCUGAUGAGUCACUUACUCCUCUGGAAUCAGCCUUAAUGGUCCUGGAAAAUAUGCACCAGGAAUGCAGUUUGUCAAUGUCACAGCAGGAUUUUGAGAAAGUAUGCACUUCAAUAAAAGAGAUGAUGGUUGGGAUGUUCAUUAAGCACAAUCAGUUUGACAAAGCAAAAGAGGUGCUGAUAAAACACUUUCCCAAAUCCAUGGUUGGCAAGAAAGCUAUUUUCAUGGGUCUCAUCAAGAAGAAGAGUAACAUUCAUGAAGUCAUCGAGCAAAUCAACUUCCAACAGUUCAAGGAGGAGAUGUCGGCCUUUUGCCAGAGUCUCUUUCCGUUCAAUGUUCCCUUUCUCCACAAGGCUGCAACACAGCUUCUUGAUAAAAGACUUGCGGAGCGAGACGUCACUGCCGCUGGACCUGAUGAGCAACACGAAGCAGGCCCCUCCUCUAGUCCAAAGAUUAACACCAUCCAGUGUGUACCAUGUAAACAUACAAUAAUCCAGAGGACCAGGUUGGAGCUGGCCUACAAGGCUUUGGCUCCAGAUUCAGGAGAGAGAACAUUUGCUCAGCUGGAGGAAGAAGUGGAGGAAGAGGAGCAGGCAAGAAAAGAAGACCUUUCACGGCGCCUCUCACCUGUUCCAAGUAGGAGCAGCAUUCUGGACGCGGAGCAGGAUGGGCUAUUUCAGAGAGAUUCAGGAAGCCCCAUGGAGGCUUCCCCAGCAGACCAAACACCACAAACAGAUGCUGUUCCGAAAAGGUUGGAGGCAGAUUGGCUCUCAAAGACGCCCUCAGUGCUGAGCAACAGGCACCAUAGCACUGUGGCACGACUGGUGGUGGAGCCGGACAGCCAGGGGAGCUCGCAGUGCACGGUAGCGUCACAGGAGCAGGAGACUGAAGUCAGAACAGAAGAGACACCACAGUCACCCAAUAAGAAAGACUCACAGAGCCUGGAAGCAGAUAUUGAGGUUUCCACACCCGUGCGGAAGCUCCCCAGACGAGCCAACCAAGUUUGCAGCAGUAGAGCCUCAACUAGUUUGGCAGAGUUGGCAGCAGACAGUGAGGGGGACCAACCCGGCUCUGUGGACAACGGGGACGUUUCUGUGGGAAAACAACAUAACCAGUCCACCAGUUUACUCAGCAGCAGUAACUCCACUAAGUCAGAACAGUCUGCAUCAGACAGUGAGGAAGACCCACAGGAGUCACUGGCUCCCUGCAAAACCCCAGUACGGAAACCUCGUAAACGACUGGCCAGCGAUCCUCUCAGCGAGGUUCCAGAAGCCGUCUGUAUCACAGAUUCCUCAUUGGACAGCUCACCUGAACUGGUCCCUAUUCGGCCUGUCCCUCGAACGAGCUCUACUCCUCAGAAGGACGCUCAAAACAAAGGUCCUGCCCACUCCAAAUGGAAAAAGCUGUACAAUACCGCAAAGGAGAGUAAGGAUACGUGGAGCGAUGAAGAGUCCCUUUUCAGCUCCAAAAAGAAGAUACCGCACAAUGAGAGUACAAUUUCAAAUGCAGGCCACAGGAAGAGGACGUGGAGUGAGAGCGAGACAAAGAAGUUGAAAGAAGGGGUCAAAAAAUUUGGGGAGGGAAACUGGACUAAGAUCAAGUCAUAUUACUCCUUCAAUGAUCGAACAAAUGUCAACCUUAAGGACCGAUGGAGGACAAUGAAGAAGCUAAACAUGAUUUGAGUAAUUCAGGAAAAGUUCAAGUAGCCAGAUGGACCGUAUUAUCCAAUUAACAGUUUCCACCUCCACAUUAAUCUCUUGGUACCUAAAUGGAAAUGUAUUUUCAGAGGCAUACUUGUUAUUCCUCACUCUUUUUCUCCAAAUUAAUCAUGUUUAAAGAUUUUGUACAACUUAAGUUCAUUACUAACUCAUUCAAUUUUCAGGGUUUCAUAUGUAAAAUUAGUAUUCUGCUUAAUAAAAGAAUA